Dentiscutata erythropus is the source of this 280-nucleotide messenger RNA. The record is from the annotation of a GenBank genome assembly. NCBI's taxonomy places the organism in Eukaryota, Fungi, Glomeromycota, Glomeromycetes, Diversisporales, Gigasporaceae.
AAAGUUACCAAAUUCAACAACACCAAUUAUGAAAAAAAAACCUCUGAAUUUGACAAUACCAACAAAUUCGACAACACCAACAACAAAAAAAGAACCUCCGAAUUUAAUGACACUAUUAACAAAAGAAGAACCACCUUAUUCAACGAAACCAACUACAAAAGAAGAACAACAAAUCUCCAAAUUCAACGACACCAAUGAUGAAAAUUCAACAACACCGACGAAAGAAAAAGAACCUCUGAAUUUGACAACACUAUUAACAAAAGAAGAACAUCUUAUUUAA